GGGGGAGUCUCGCCGGGGGCGGGACCUCGGGAGCGCGAGAGCGCGGCCGGUUGUGUCGCGCGCGGAACCGCGGCGGGUUGCUGGCUGACUGUCCCGGAGUGGCUGGAGUUCCCGCCGGAGCGCGGCCAGACUCAUUUUAGAAAAUGCCAAAUAGAAAGUUUGCCGAGGGUGAAGUGGUCAGAGGUCGGUGGCCUGGGAGCUCCCUUUAUUAUGAAGUACAAAUCCUGAGCCAUGACAGCAAGUCCCAGCUGUACACUGUAAAGUACAAAGACGGCACUGAACUGGACCUGAAGGAGAGUGACAUCAAGCCUUUAAAAUCCUUUAAGCAAAGGAAAAGUGGCUCAACUUCCAGCUCCCCCUCACGACGCCGAGGCAGCCGAUCAAGGUCACGGUCACGUUCCCGAUCCCCCGGCAGGGCGCCGAAAGGUCCCAGAAGAUCUGCCUCUGCUUCCCACCAGGCUGACAUUAAGGAAAUGAGGAGGGAAAUUCUGCAAGUUAAAUUGACGCCGCUUGUAUUGAAGCCGUACGGAAACAGCAUCCAUAUAUACAACGGGGACCCUGAGCGUGUGGAGAGGAAUGACGUAUCUCAUAAAAACAAGCAGGAAAGCGUCAUUUUGCCACCAGAAGUCAGUUCUAUAGCUACACAGUACAGCCUUCGUCCAAGAAGAGAAGAGGUCAAAGUCAAAGAGAUAGAGUCCAAGGAACAGAACCUUGUCAGCAGAGUACCUGCACCUCUGGAAACCUUUCAAGCGAGCACUGUGCAGCGGAAGGACCUGGAGUUUGGCGGGGUGCCUGGUGCGUUGCUUGUCAUGCUGGGCCUGCCGGCCUUCCUGCUGCUGCUGCUGCUGCAGUGCAGGCAGAAGGACCCCAGUCUGCUGAGCUUCCCACCUCCGCUGCCUGCCGUGGAUGAUUUGUGGGAAACCAGAGUGUGUGCUGUCUACCUCCUCUGGGUUUUUGUUCAAGCUCUCUUCUACCUGUUGCCAAUUGGGAAGGUUGUAGAAGGAACACCUCUUGUUGAUGGAAGAAGACUCAAGUAUAGACUAAAUGGGUUCUACGCCUUUGUCCUGACAUCUGCAGUUGUGGGAGCGUCUCUCUUCUGGGGUGUAGAGCUCUGUUACUUGCACACUCACUUCCUUCAGUUUGCACUUGCAGCCACUGUGUUCUCAGUGGUCUUGAGCGUUUAUCUCUACGCCCGCUCUUUGAAAGCCCCCAGGGGUGAGCUGUCACCUGCCAGUUCUGGAAAUGCUGUCUAUGACUUCUUCAUCGGCCGUGAAUUAAAUCCUCGAAUUGGUGCUUUUGAUCUCAAAUACUUUUGUGAAUUGCGCCCCGGAUUGAUUGGCUGGGUGGUAGUGAACUUGGUGAUGCUUUUGGCUGAAAUGAAAGUACAGGAACGUAGUGCCCCAUCCUUGGCAAUGAUCUUGGUUAAUAGUUUCCAGCUCUUGUAUGUGGUGGACGCCCUCUGGAAUGAGGAAGCACUGCUGACCACCAUGGACAUCAUCCACGAUGGCUUUGGUUUCAUGCUGGCCUUUGGGGACUUGGUGUGGGUUCCAUUCACCUACAGCCUCCAGGCCUUUUACCUGGUCAGCCAUCCCCAUGACUUGUCCUGGCCAUUGGCUUCUGUCAUCGUUGCUCUGAAACUUUGUGGAUAUGUAAUCUUCCGUUGUGCAAACUCUCAGAAAAAUGCAUUCCGCAAGAAUCCUGCUGAUCCAAAGCUUGCACAUUUGAAGACCAUUCAUACUUCCACAGGAAAGAGUCUGCUUGUUUCUGGAUGGUGGGGCUUUGUUCGCCAUCCCAAUUACCUGGGUGAUCUCAUCAUGGCUCUGGCGUGGUCCCUCCCAUGUGGGUUUACCCACCUCCUGCCGUACUUCUAUGUCAUCUACUUUACCGUCCUGCUGGUCCACCGAGAAGCCCGUGAUGAGCACCAGUGUAGGAGGAAGUACGGCCUGGCCUGGGAGAAGUACUGCCUGCGAGUGCCCUACCGCAUAGUCCCUUACAUUUACUGACCUGUGCUCGGAUGCCACCACUGGUCAGACCCUCCCUCUUACGGAAACAAGGAAAAGUCCAGAGUGAAUUAACUUGAUGCACUGACGGGAUCUCUGGGGUUUUUUUGUUUGUUUGUUUUUUGUCUUUUCCAGUCAGGACUAUAGAGGCAAAUAGUAAUCUUUUAAUGUGGUUGUGUUUAUUCACAUUAAAAUAUAGCAGCUAACAAGGGGGAAAUUCAAAGAUGAUAUAAUUUGGUUAAUAGGAAAAGUUUAAUCCCUAAAAAUCUGAAGUCUUAUUUUUGUAUUUUAAAAAAAAAAAUUU
This is a messenger RNA of Acomys russatus (golden spiny mouse), 2304 nucleotides long. RefSeq names its product lamin B receptor (gene Lbr). NCBI's taxonomy places the organism in Eukaryota, Metazoa, Chordata, Mammalia, Rodentia, Muridae. Gene Ontology annotation, cellular component: nuclear inner membrane. The transcript has 14 exons. The coding region runs from base 144 to 2003 and encodes 619 amino acids. Gene Ontology annotation, molecular function: oxidoreductase activity, acting on the CH-CH group of donors, NAD or NADP as acceptor. Gene Ontology annotation, biological process: sterol biosynthetic process. The record is from RefSeq and is a predicted model, not a curated record.